Bactrocera neohumeralis is the source of this 856-nucleotide messenger RNA. RefSeq lists its product as uncharacterized. The coding region runs from base 61 to 762 and encodes 233 amino acids. The record is from RefSeq and is a predicted model, not a curated record. The transcript is spliced from 2 exons. Lineage: Eukaryota; Metazoa; Arthropoda; Insecta; Diptera; Tephritidae.
GCAAGCGUACUUCGCAUAGACUUCUAAUAUUCUCUAGAAAUUGUCUACGAACUAUCCGUUAUGUUGAAAAUUUUCACUCUACUCAUCCUUUGUCUGUGGAUCUCACAGGGUGAGGGCCAUCGCUACUUUGAGCCGUGGAACGCGUGCGAGGACACUGCUACCUAUCAACUUUGCCGAGAUUUCCGUGACAUACGCAAUCUGAUUGAUGCGAACACUUUGGUCUACUACAUCUCUUCUGGCUAUUAUAAUGACAAGGAAUUCCGCAAUGCCAUGGACUUCAUCAAAACCGACCAAUUCGAAUCGGUGUCACAGCAACUUGCUGAUACUUCCAUUUAUCAGAGUGUGCUUAAGCGCUUUUCCGAUGCUGGCGUUAGCACGGAAACCAUCUCCAGCAUUUCAAACAUUUUCAAAUGUCUGAUGAUUUCGAUACCCGAAUAUGGUGAUGAGUCGGAGAUUACUGAUUUAGAAUCUUCGAAGAUCAAGAUAGAGAGCCGAUCUUUGCAAGAUGUUGCUCAGAAUUUGGUGGGUGCAAUUCCACGCUCGAAGCUUCGCCAUUUGGUGCGGGAAAAGAUGCGUGAGAGUAGGGAAUUUGCCAACUUCUAUCGCGUGUUGCGCAGCAGCGGCUUCCGUCACGAUGUCAAGAGGCUACUGAAAUCAUACACAACAAGGCAUCCGAUUAACGUGUUGAAACGCCAUAAUAUCGAUCUGCAGAAAUUGCUAGAAUACGCAUAUAAAAUCUUCGAUUCCGUUCAAAGUUAUUGAACUGUGGCCACCGGCUCAUUUGAAACAGAUAAUUUGAGUUUGCGCUUUGAAAUUUGACAGCGAUGCAAAUAAAUUGAGUUGAAUUUGUCUAAAA